This is a messenger RNA of Cataglyphis hispanica, 4033 nucleotides long. RefSeq lists its product as uncharacterized. The coding region runs from base 739 to 1599 and encodes 286 amino acids. Lineage: Eukaryota; Metazoa; Arthropoda; Insecta; Hymenoptera; Formicidae. The record is from RefSeq and is a predicted model, not a curated record. The transcript is spliced from 3 exons.
UCAUGGUGGCAGAUCUGCCUUCUGGCAGGAGGGUCUCGACCUGCCAGCACCCAGCACUCGGCUUUACCUGGCAGCGCGCGCGCGCGGCCGUUUAGUGUCUCCGAAGUCGCGCACUACGAUGGAUCGGGGAGCCGGUAGCGCGUGGUGAACGCUGCAAGAGGUGCCCGAAAACACCUCUCGAAGGAAGAACUCGUCGCGCGUAAUAUCGUAUACGACUCGGUAGAAUCGCGCGAAAUAUUAUUUCGCGGCCAGCCAUAUUUCGCCGAGAAUUCUGCGACGAGGUGGAGAGGAGGCGCUGAGCGGUCCCAGGAGAGACGAUACGAUCGAUCCGUCAAAAGUCGUAACAGCGAUAGAAGUCUCGGCAUCCGCGAGAUCGCCCGCCUGCUGACGAUGGCAGAGAUGUAUUGCUCGUGACGUCACGGAAUUCCUCUUCGGUGCUGGAGCGAGUGGCCCGCGAGCACUUGUCAUCGUGCCUUCUCGUUGCGGAUAGCUGAUAUAUAUAUAUUUAUAUAUAUAUAUAUCUCUCUCUUUCUUUCUCGACAAGCGAGAGAAGAGAUAACGAAGCAAGUAAAGAGAGGAGGAACACGUUGGGUGCGAGAGAAGAGUGCGGAGGAAGAUAAAAGGAGAGAGAGAGAGAGUGAGACGGAAGAAGAGUCUCUCUCUCUCACGGAGAAGAGAGGAGUAGAGAGAACGUGGGCGUUGAGUGAUUGUUGUCGGUGCUAGUUUCCAUCGGGAGUCAUGAGGGACACGAGCGAAAUGAUGGAGGACGCCUUGUCAGAGGACACGAUGAUGGAUUGCGGAGGAGAUGGUGGAGGAUUGGAGGAUUUUGUUGAUCUAGCUACCGACAUUACGGAUAAUUCCCCUACAAUACGAGAUGCCGCCGAGAGGUUACUGACGUUGUUAGGCAUGGACGAAGACGACGACGAGGAUCUCCUGUCAUCAUCGGAAGACGAAGGCGUCGAGGUGGACAUCGACGAGCUCGAGGACGAUGACGAGCAGACGGAGAAUACCAAGUUACUUCAUCAGCUCGCCGCCUCGCUCGCCCAGGAACUCAAGUACUCUCAGAAACAGUCUUCAGCCCCUAACAAUAGAGCUGUGCAUCCAGACUCGACUCAUAGCGUGGAAAUGAUACUACAGAAUACGAGUUAUCUCGGCCGUGGUUGCCUUCAGAAUCAAGUGGAAACGUCUCUUCAUCAAAGCAACAUCGAUCGCGAACAUUUUUUCGACGAGCAGAACGCAAACUUUACAAAGUUCAGAAACUUUGGAAACUUUCGUCAUGAUCGCCAGGGGCUACACAGUCGAUCCUUCGAUUUUACCAGCCUCGAUCGUCGCCGGUGGACAGAUGAUCCGGGAGUUACGCAGGCGGUGAGGACUUUCGGCAGCCAACAGGAGCAGGAUCCAAGCUCCUGGGCGACCGGAUGGGACGCUUGCGCCACAGAGGCCCUACGAUAUCUCGUCGAGGACGAGGGGCUGCCGCCUCAUCAUCCCACGGUCGUUGCCAUGAAGAAUCACCUGGAUCUGCAGAGGGAGAGGGCGUCCGCUCAUUAUACUGAAUAUACGGAGACCAAGUCGCAAGACAUGAAUCUGGUUCUGGAUUGAUGGAGGUUCCAGGAUUAAGGCGGUGAGCGAUUAAAGUUAUUUCUCCUGCAGCGCGUCUCUUCGGAGAAACUUUCGAGAGCGAGAAAUCUGGGAGAAAUUAAUCUUGUUAUUUAAAUAAAGAGCGAGAGCAUAAAGACGGUGUGUUGUGAGGUCGUUUGUGCAAGGCUGCUUGCUUUCUUAUUUUUUUCUUCUUUGAAGAAGAAGAAUUGUAAUUUUUUUUUCGAGUCACGGUUUUUUAUUUAUAAUAUCAUAAUUAAAUAAUGCGAUAUUAUUAUUAUCUCUCUUUUUCUUUGUUUUUCCUCUCGAUUUUUGCUAUUUUCUUACGCUGCUGAGGCACAAUCGAAUAGAUAUCGCUCGAUAUAUUCAUUACUUUUGUCGAAACAGUGCAUUGAUUAUUAAACAUUCAUCUUGAAUGAAGCUCUCAAUUUAAUGUCAAUGUAACCGAACAUUGAUCUUAUUUUUAUAGUUUUGAGUGAACGCGAUCAUACGCUGGAUCGAUAUGAGCGCGUUCGUUUUUCAUUAAGAACAAAGUUUGACAAUGAAUAUCUUAAUCAAAAAUUAAGAUAUAUCCUCCUUUUUCAAACAAGCAGUUAAUUGCUCUCUGGAAACGUCAAGAUAGUUUCCGGCGUCAUUAAGAGAAAAAAUUUCUAUAUUCAAUUAGGAUUAUUGUGAACUGUAGAAAAACGUCCGGUGAAUCAGAACUAGGACUAUUCUUAGAACAAAUUCUUAGAUUAGUCUACUCUGUAAGUAAAAAGAGCGAGAUCGAAAGAGUUGAAAUACGAUGAGCAGGAUAACAGAAAACAGAGGAAAAUAUUUAAACUCGAUAUGAGAAAGAUAUGAGAUUAGCGUCAAUGAUUUCCGAAUAUUGUAAAAUAUUCUCGAUUAUCCGAAACAAUUUUUAUGGAAAAAUAACAUUUAUAAAAAUAACAAAAACUACAAUUUCAUAAAUUAUAUUUGUGCGAAUAAUUUUUUUUUAAUAAUUCAGGAAAACGAUUUUUUUUGUAAAUUGCUGCAUUUUGUCAGCAAUUAUGCGCAAAACAAUUUUUAGAUAAAUCGUACAUGAAAAUAUUAAUAUGUCGAUAAUAGGAAAGAGAGAAACAUUUUAAUACCGAAAAAAUGUUGUACAUAAUCCGUAUAAGAGGCGAAAGAUAACGAGAACUCAUUGUCAGAGAUUAGAUAGGAACUUAUUCGGUCGUAGAUCAACGAAUCAUUACUAGAAGAGAUGUAAAAAAACCAUUUUCUUUUUAUAAAUUUUUCUAUAAUAGAAAAAAAAUAGUUGAUAAAAAGUAUGUUUUUUUUCAUGAAAAACAAAUUUUGUUUUUUUUUUUAAUUAUUCUUUUAAAUAUAUUAUUUUUUAAAUAUUUUUUUAUUAGCUUCUUUUAUUAAAAUUUAAUAAAAGAAAAGAAACUAAAGUUUUUAUAUUUUUAAUUAAUUUUUUUUCAAAAUAAUUUUAAUGGAUUAAUGAGUCUUUUGCGGCAAAUUACAUCAAACUCAACAUUCGGAUAAUUUUCAAUUAGAUGUACAAUAAAAAUUUUUAUUAAUUAAAAAUAAUAAUUACAUAAUUAUAUAGGCAAUUGGAAUACGAGCUACAUUUAAAAUAAUAAUGAUUAAUUCAAAUAUAUUGUCAAAAAAAUUAAAAAUAAUAAAAAAUCAAUUUGUUGUAAUCAAACUAUGAAGACAUUAAAUAUCUAAAAAAAAACAUAAUUUAAAAAAAACGAAGCUUGUCGUUUUUUUUCAUUAAAAAGUCAUUUUUAUGGGAAAAAAACUUUUUUUUACAUUUACAUCUCUAACUAGAAGUUUGCAAAAUUUCAUUCUGAGCUCUUCUCGAUAAUGUUUCUCAUUGACGUGGUUCUUCGAUAACCAGCCCAUAAUAAAAUAGAAGGAAAGCUGUUCGAAUUAAAUGCCGUAGACGCGAAGGCUCAAUGUGAAAUUGUCCAAACUUUCAUAUUUUGAUCGUUACUUAGAUCGAACGAUCAUCGUUGCUCAUACGACAAAUUGAUCGGAAUCGAUCCGCGGAUUGGAUCGAUCUGGCAUUAAAAAAAAAAAAAAAAUUAAAAAAAAAGAAGAAAAGUGGAAAAGCUAUGAUAAAUGAAACAAGAUAAAUAAAACUGAUCUUGCCAGUGACUCAAGAUCGAUGAUCGACCUCGAUCGUGUGUCACUUGUCGUAGUCUUUAUAUCAUAAUCGAUCGCGCGGAAAAACUCGAGAUAUGUAUGACCAUGAAGCAAAUUGUGGAGAAUUUUUUAAGAGUUCUUUUUCUUUUUUUUCCUUUUUACGGGAAAUAAUCGACGUUCCUCUCACGCGAUUGAUCAUAUCGAGCAGUAAUCUGUAAAUAUGUAUGAUAUCGUUUUAACUUAUACACGACUAUUGUUACUUUUACAAUAAAUCACUGUAGAUAACACUGACCAGUAAAUAAACAACCGCUAAGUUAAUUAA